CUUUUUCGAAACUUCAUACUUUUACUUUCUCUUUCCCAUUUUUUUUUUAUUAUUGAUUAAUAAAAAACUAGAGCUUUAUCAUGGUUUGGUCCGAUAGAGUAAACGAUUAUGUUGCCCAGUCAAAAGUGGGCAAAUACUUUCAAUUGGAACAUUCUGGAGCUAGACGUGAAAGAAAAGGCACAAAGUUUUUAACCGAAAUCCGUGCUGGUUUAACCACCUUUUUCGCAAUGGCUUAUAUUAUUUCAGUAAAUGCUUCGAUUAUCAGUGAUAGUGGUGGAACUUGUGUUUGCCCCGGUGUUGAAGCCGAUCCUAUUUGUUUAGUCGAUGAGGAUUAUUUAACUUGCGUUUAUCAAGUCAAGUUAGAUAUGAUUAUGGCUACUACCAUUAUUGCAAUGAUCUCCAGUAUCUUGCUCGGUAUCUUUGCUAAUCUUCCUAUUGGUAUGGCCCCUGGUAUGGGUCUUAACGCUUAUUUCACUUACACCGUUGUUGGUUUCCAUGGAUCUGGAAAAGUCAGUUAUGAAACCGCUUUAGCUGCCGUCUUUAUUGAAGGUCUCAUUUUCUUGGCUCUCUCCAUUUUCGGUAUUCGUCAAUGGCUUGCUCGUAUCAUUCCCAUGAGUAUUAAGAUUGCAAUGGGUUGUGGUAUUGGUUUAUAUCUUUGUUUCAUUGGUCUUCAAGCAUCUGCUGGUAUCGGACUUGUUAGCCUUGAUGCAUCUACUUUAGUUACUUUAGGUGCUUGUCCUGCUGCCAAUCUUGUCGAUGGUGUUUGUAAAGGUGGCCGUAUGACUAAUGGUACCACCUACAUGGGUCUUCUCGGUUUAAUUAUUAUGGCUAUCUUGCUUUUGUACCGCGUCCGUGGUGCUAUUCUUAUUGCCAUUGUUUUCAUUGCCAUCACUUCAUGGCCUCGUGAUAACGCUGUUACUUAUUUCCCUUAUACUUCUCAAGGUGAUCUUAUGUUCAAUUUCUUCAAGAACGUUGUUUCCCUCCACAAGAUGGAUCAUGUACUCGGAAAGCUGAACUUUGACUUGUCCGGUAAAGAUAUCUGGAUUGCUUUGAUUACUUUCCUUUAUGUUGAUAUUAUGGAUACCACUGGUACCAUGUAUUCCAUGGCCAAUUAUGGUGGUUUCACUGAUAAGGCUGGUGACUUUGAGCAUUCUACUUAUGCCUUCAUGACUGAUGCUGCCUCUAUUUCCAUCGGUGCUUGUUUCGGUAGCUCCCCUUGUACCGCUUUUGUUGAAUCCGGUGCUGGUAUUGCUGAAGGUGGUCGUACUGGUAUCACUGCCAUUGCUGUUGGUUUCGGUUUCUUUGUCUCUAUCUUCUUCUCUCCAAUUUUCGCUAGUUUCCCUCCUUGGUCCACUGGUCCCGCAUUGAUUGUUGUUGGUUCUAUGAUGCUUUCAGGUGUUCGUAGUAUUAACUGGGAUUAUCCCGGAGAUGCUAUCCCUGCUUUUAUUACUUUGACUGUCAUGCCCUUCACUUAUUCUAUUGCUUAUGGUGUUAUUGGUGGUAUUGUUUCUUAUAUUAUCAUUAACGGUUUCGUCUAUAUUGUUGAUAAGGCUUCUCGUGGUUACAUUCGUCCCGAUUAUUCUCAACGUGAAGAUUGGUGGACUGCAGCUCUUAGUCGUCCCUUGUUGCCUACAUGGAUCCGUUUCUUGAUUGCCAAAUCCAAGGGCGAAGCUUUCGAUAGACAUGCUGAUGAAUACGAGUUUGACGAUGAUGAGCCUAAGCAAAUUAUUGUCGAUGAAGAUGACGAAAGUCAUCAUGAAAAGAUGAACUCUUCUCGUGAAGGUAUCAAUGUCACCGGAGGCAACUUGAAUGAAACUACUACCAUCAAUAGCAGAAUCUAUACCGAAAAAUCUUAAAAUCUACUUUUUAUACCUAAUUUAAACAUAAUCUUUUUACUACAUACAUAUUUAUUUAAUAAACAUUAAUAACACAUUUUUUUUUAUACAUUUAAA
Messenger RNA from Mucor mucedo, 1952 nucleotides. RefSeq names its product permease family-domain-containing protein. Lineage: Eukaryota; Fungi; Mucoromycota; Mucoromycetes; Mucorales; Mucoraceae. Gene Ontology annotation, cellular component: plasma membrane. Gene Ontology annotation, molecular function: purine nucleobase transmembrane transporter activity. The transcript has 2 exons. Gene Ontology annotation, biological process: transmembrane transport. The record is from RefSeq and is a predicted model, not a curated record. Bases 81 to 1856 code for a protein of 591 amino acids.